This is a messenger RNA of Petromyzon marinus (sea lamprey), 4649 nucleotides long. RefSeq lists its product as uncharacterized. The record is from RefSeq and is a predicted model, not a curated record. Gene Ontology annotation, biological process: interstrand cross-link repair; double-strand break repair via homologous recombination. Gene Ontology annotation, molecular function: double-stranded DNA binding; single-stranded DNA binding. Lineage: Eukaryota; Metazoa; Chordata; Hyperoartia; Petromyzontiformes; Petromyzontidae.
GUGCUUGCGAGGAAACGGGCGGUUUGUCGCCCCCGUGCGUUGCAAAGGCCGUUUUCGCAAACUCCGCAACGCGUUAAUCGCCAAAUGUUUAUAUUUUUUUAAUAAAUAUUAAACGUUCACUUUCCUCACGUUUGAGGAAAUCACCUUCAUCACUAUUGUUACUGCCGUCACCGCGGCUCUUAUCCGCGGUUUUUUUUAUUGUUAUUUCAUGCGCCGUAACCUAAAGAGGCAGGCAGGCCUUUUCAGCUCAUGGCGGAGUUUUUCGUUGCCUUCACCCCCUGAAGCGAGCGCGAGGUUCUGCCGAGCUGCAGGCGAUUAAUGAAUGAGCGCUAAUUAAAGGGGGCCGCUAAGAGUUGGAUUGCUCGGCUUAAUUGGUCUCGUCGUGGUUGUUUUAUUGGGGGGGGGGGGGGGUGAGCGGAUUUUAACUUGAAUCGACAUGUCCCGAUCACUCAGAAUCAAGAAAGCAGUUGAUUACACUCAGCCUAAGGACUUUGAAGACGAUGACGAUGAUUUCUCAUCGGCCUCUCUUCCGCCAAGCAAAAGAUCUCGGGUGGUGACCAAUUCUGACGAUGGAGAUGGCAACAAGGCAAAGAGAAAGCCUGAAAAGAGGGCCUUGAGCGCAACCAAGAAGUCCAGUCAAGACACGGCCUUGAACACAGCAGCAAAAACAGCAAGAGACGAAAGACCAUCCCUGGAUGAGCGUCUCUUUGAGAGGGACCUCAAGAAGGUCCUUGCCCUCGCUGGCGAUCAGGCGGAAAUCGCCGUGUCUUCGCAGGAGAGUUCACAGGAAGCCAUGGGCAGUGCCAACGUGAACACCGACGACGCACCCGACGACGAGACGGGCGAGUCCUCAGAGUCUGCUGGGGAGUCGGACAGCGAUGACAGGGACAACAAGAAGCCCGUCAGGAGGUCCAAGGCGCCCAGGACCACUGCUGCCGCCACCGCCGCGGACAGGAGAGGGACCAAAGCAGCCGUGGCCAGGGGCGGCAGAACAAAGGGCGCGGCACGUGGAGCCAGGGCGGAUGUUGGGCCAGAUCCUGCACCUCGACAAUCACCGAAACGCAGCCCCCCGCCUGUCCUCAAUAAAGCCAGUGUCACAGCUCGUGCCACGGCAUCGCGUAAACCCAAGUGGGUUCCUCCAGCUGCAGCGAGUAAAAACAAUGGCCUGUCACCGGGCACAACAAACCAAUCGCCAGGUCCGACCUUGCGUCUUGGCCUCUCGAAACGAGCCAAGCUGACGCCACUCCACCCCGGUUCUACGUGAGACUGCCACGGACCACCACGGCCCGCCACAGCCGCCAGCCACUGAUUCUUUCCACAUGCCAUGGACUGUCCCACAGUCAGCCAACUAAGCCAUUCCACUUGCCACGGUCUGCCACUGAUGCAUCGCCAAAUACCAAGCACUGCCACAGUCUGCCACUGAACCAUGGAUUUGUCUGGGACAAGCACUGACCCAUGCAACUGCCAAGUGCUACUACCACUGACAGCCCAAGUGCAACUCAACUUGCCAUUACUCAACAUAUACAAGACCUGCCAUGCCUCAAUAGGUAUGGUCUGCUGUAAGCUAACCUGACUUGCCACGAGUGCACUAUCUGCCUUACAAGCGACUGUAGAGAUUGCCACAGCCCGCAGUGAGGUGACUGCUAUCUGCCUGCAGCCACGGUCUAAAACGUGGCUGCGAGACUGACUUGAACCACCACCGAAGUCAACUUCACCUGCCAUGGCGUUUCCCUGGCUGCCCUGACAGCUGAAAUCUGAAGCACGGUUUAACAGUGAAAUCCCUUUAUUCCAUUUUAAUAGCACGUUUUUUUUAGCACGUGGUUGAAAAUCAUCUGAAUAACUUAGUUUUAAUGAUUUUUGUUCGAGUCUGUAGAGCAGUUUAGUUCUGAAUUUUGCAUACUGUUAUAUACCACGAGUAUUUGGUGUAAACUUUGACGCAAGACCGGUUAUAAUUCCGUAUGACGUCGCGAGAUAUUGCCUGGACUCUCACUCGGUUUCGGGAAACUAGAAAUGUUUUCAUCCUGGGCUCAUUGCACAACUCUCAACCCAUUGUCCUGAAAUUUAAAGAUGUGACCCAAAACUCAAACGGCUGUUAUCUUGCAGCUACAUACCGAGAUUGUGAUCCCAGGACACGCAGCCGAGGUAUGCGUCUGCAAGAGAAGAGCUACAGAUUUUCCUCGCAUUCCGUGGGUUCGGUUCGUGCGAUUUUGCGCUGUACAUGGGGCGAGCCUAUUUAUACCCAAAAUUCGUUAUAUGCGGUUUCAAUUCACUCAUGUGCAGCUGUGCGGUCGGACGUGGGAAACAUUGUGUGCGUGUACUGUACACGCUACUCGGCAGGGCAGCUGUAUCCUUGUGCGGUUUUGCUUUGUGUGCCCUUUUUUGGAACGCAUCUACUACUACUACCGCACAAAUCGAGGAAAACCUGUACUUGUUAUUUUUUACUUGCAUCUAGAAGGGUUUAGGGGUCUGGAUGCAAUGUGGCUUCGUGCUCCUUUACCACAAGACAUUCCAAACUCCUGCCCUCAGAAAUACAAUCCACGUUUUAAUAUACUGUAUACACAAAUAAGAUUAGUGCAGCAACAGGUAAAGGGUUUGUUUGUAUUUUCAUGGAGAAGACCGGCCAAUGUAUCAAGCUGGACUGUACAGGGGCCCGAGAUGUGGACUUUGAAUGUCGUAUCUUUUAUAAGACAUUGCAUAAGAAAACUGUAUUAUGUCAGUCUAUAUAAAGCAAUUCGGUUGAUUAAAAAAAACGGUUUUUAAUAUGGUUCGUGAGUGAAAAAGGAAAAUCUCGACGUCAGUGGCCUCAAACGGUUGUUGUGAUGGUAGUCAAGGCAGCUGUGGCUGAGACCUUGCUAAUGCUUUACCUAUGGUGAGUCGCCUCUCCGUGGAGCUGAUACGAUGUGCUGUGUGCUGGGCAUGUACAUUGUUCCAUCGAUUGACAUCGAUUAGGGUUACCUACAUCGAUUUCAGCGUUAUAAAAAUGUGUAACUGUUUACGUAAAUUACCUGGAAAUCAUAUACUCGUGGAAUUUUUGUCUAAUGGAACCAGCAAGACGUGACGGAAUACAAAAUACGAAACAGGAAAUAUAGUAAAUGAGUAUUCAAGCGACAAAAAAAUAACAAUUUCUUGAAUCAUAAUCAUAGCUCGAUUCCUGACAGUUCAUUAAAUGACUGGCAAGGUGAAUCGUACUUGAUACACACACAAACAUACUGGAUUACCGCUCCGUUUUCGGCUUGUCGUGCCCGCGAAAGAAGCUGUUUGCAUGGUUGCGUGAUUUCGUUUUCUUUUUCGUCGUGCUCAUUUGCUGUGAACGUGUGCGAAAUGGGCAACUAAAGCCACGUUGCAGAGUUCACCAUGGAAACGACAAACUAAUCAAAACUGUCAUUUUGUUGUUGCGUGGCACGAAGGAUGAGAAUCCACGAUCGCUCGCCAGUGUUUUGUCAGGCUUGGCCGCGUGUUGAUCGGCAUGAUGUCCGAUGUUUCACUGCACGUGGUACAAGCCGAAAACGCGCGAGAGAGCCACACAGCAGCAUAAUCGCGGAAACCUACAUUGCUCCCGCACAACUGCACAGAAAAGUGUGCGGGCAUGGGCAUAAAAUUGUCUUCUGAUAACACAAAAGAGAUUGAUGUUUCCAAGUGGUAUUUAUUUAAGUUGCGGCAACCUUGUACCUCCGUUAUAAUCGUACUUGUAAUCCGCCCAAUUGUAUAAUAAUUUAUUUACCCGAGGCAGCCUCAACGAAUCUUAAAGUGUUUGCUUUUUGAGGGUCCUACAUUGCAAUGUUUUGCUAUUUCAUGAAUAUUUUUUUGUCACGUGUGGAAGACGUUAACAGCUGAAAGUAUCAUCGUUUUCAUACGCUGUUAUGAUCCAAUGACCAAUGGUGUUGCGCAUAUCUGUGCUUGGAAGUCCAUGUCGCUCUGAAAUUCCACAUUCCCAUGGCAGGAUAGUGCGAAUGAUAACAGAGCCCUUCUAAAUCAUCACGUUCAGCCUGUAUGCCUGAAUUGUACUUGCAAAUCAUCCAUUGGCAUGCCAAAUAUUAACUUGACCGUUUACUGUACGGUUUCCUCUGUACUGCGACUACAUCUUAAAACGCUGUACACACAACACGGACGUGCACAUAGUGGGAACAUGAGACAGAUAUGGUUAUUUAGGCUGUAUUCAGUGAGAAUGGGAGAUGGAGGAGGAGGAGACGUCAGGGAAGAGAGGGUAAGAAGGCACUUCAUUGGGAAGUCAUGGACAGAAGAGAAGAGAGUGGCAUUCAGCCUGCACCUGAACACUUAAAUAUCACCAAAGCAGAAAAGUAUAAAUUCGACAUUUUCUGGAUAUGUUUGCAUCAUUUAUACUUUUGGGUCCCAGUAUACGCAGACUCCUCAAUGUUCAUAUACUCAGUGCCGUUUUCCGAAGGGGCCACACCCCUUGCUGUUUAGUUAAAUAAAUGCCGCUUGGGAAACAUUGGUCAGUCAGCUGGACGACUUGACAAACUCAACUUAGUUUCCUUUCAGCGACCGAAUCCCCUGAGCCCUUUAAUGUACUGUAUUAUCAAUUGUGUGAACAUCUUUAAAAGCAUGUUUUAUUAUCAAUGAAUAUAUUAAAUUACACAUGCGUCUUGUAAUGAAGAAGAGGUAUUUGUGAAUAAAACGUGUUUAUUGGC